Miniopterus natalensis is the source of this 1201-nucleotide messenger RNA. The record is from RefSeq and is a predicted model, not a curated record. Lineage: Eukaryota; Metazoa; Chordata; Mammalia; Chiroptera; Miniopteridae.
GUCAGCGGCCGGACGUGCCAGGAGCCGCGAACCCAUGGAAGGUCUGGGCCGCUCGUGCCUGUGGCUGCGCAGGGAGCUGUCGCCCCCGCAGCCGCGGCUGCUGCUCCUUGACUGCCGCAGCCGGGAGUUGUACGAGUCGGCGCGCAUUGGCGGGGCGCUGAGCGUAGCCCUGCCGGCGCUGCUGCUGCGCCGCCUUCGGCGGCCGCCCCCGCCCGCCCCAGUGCUCCUGUACGAUCAGGGCGGGGGCAGACACCGGCGCGGGGAGUCCCAGGCCGAGCUUGAGGCCGAGGCCGAGGCCGAGGAGUGGGAACCCGAGUCUGUGCUGGGUACCCUGCUCCAGAAGCUGCGGGAGGAAGGCUACCUGGCCUAUUACCUACAAGGUGGCUUCAGCAGAUUCCAGGCUGAGUGCCCUCACCUGUGUGAGACCAGCCUCAACAGCCGUGGUGGAUCAAGUUUGGCCAUGGUGCCCAGCCCAGUAGUGGGUCUGGGUGGCCUGUGCCUGGGCUCUGACUGCUCGGAUGCAGAAUCAGAACCUGACCGAGACUCCAUGAGCUGUGGCCUGGAUUCGGAGGGUGCCACACCACCCCCAGCGGGGCUGCUGCCAUCCUUCCCUGUCCAGAUCCUGCCCAACCUCUACCUGGGCAGUGCCCGAGAUUCAGCCAAUGUGGAGAGCUUGGCCAAGCUAGGCAUCCGCUACAUCCUCAAUGUCACCCCCAACCUCCCUAACCUCUUUGAGAAGAACGGUGACUUUCAUUACAAGCAGAUUCCCAUCUCGGACCACUGGAGCCAGAACUUGUCCCAGUUCUUUCCUGAGGCCAUUGCAUUCAUUGAUGAGGCCUUGGCCCAGAACUGCGGGGUGCUUGUCCACUGCCUGGCGGGUGUCAGCCGCUCUGUCACUGUCACCGUGGCCUACCUCAUGCAGAAGCUCCACCUGUCGCUCAAUGAUGCCUAUGACCUGGUCAAGCGGAAGAAGUCUAACAUCUCGCCCAACUUCAACUUCAUGGGGCAGUUGCUGGACUUCGAGCGUAGCCUGCGGCUGGAGGAGAGGCGUGCCCGGGAGCGGGGCAGCGGGGGGCAGGAGUCUGCCACCUCUGACCUGCCCUCCUUCUUCACCACCCCCACCAGCGAUGGUGUCUUCGAGCUGGACCCCACAUAGGGGCCCUGCCCCGCCCCCAAUGGGUGCUCCUGACCACCCAUAUGC